This is a messenger RNA of Strigops habroptila (Kakapo), 947 nucleotides long. It is a transcript of the gene LECT2, whose product is annotated as leukocyte cell derived chemotaxin 2. The transcript has 4 exons. The coding region runs from base 57 to 518 and encodes 153 amino acids. NCBI's taxonomy places the organism in Eukaryota, Metazoa, Chordata, Aves, Psittaciformes, Psittacidae. The record is from RefSeq and is a predicted model, not a curated record.
AUAGAAAACAAAGUAUUUUGGACCUUUCACUUUGAAAGCGGAGCUCUCGAGGCGACAUGACAAUGCACAGAGUCACAGCAGUCAUCCUCAUGAUUGUGAUCUCCAGUGCUACUGCAGCACAAUGGGCCAAAAUCUGCUCCGGUCAACCCUCAAACAAAAUCAGAGGCUGUGACUCCCAUGGCUGUGGUGGAUACAAUUACCCCAGAGGGGCAAGGAAGCACAAGGGAGUGGAUGUGGUGUGUGAGGACGGCUCGGUGGUGUACGCACCCUUCACAGGGAACAUUGACAAACGAGCCAGGCCCUAUGGAAACAACAAUGCCAUCGACAACGGAGUUCAGCUGUCAGGAUCAGGAUUCUGCAUUAAGAUGUUUUACAUCAAACCCAUCAAGGUCAGCGGCCUGAUCAGGAAGGGGGAGAAAAUUGGCGUCCUGCUGCCCAUGCAGAAGGUCUACCGAGGAAUUAUAUCCCAUGUCCACAUCCAGAACUGUGACUCAACAGAUCCUACUCCCAACCUGUAAACAGGAGGCUGCGUAUCACGGGCAAAGCCUUCAGCCCCCCAUUUGUACUCAUUAAAUUGCUUGGGCAGAGGUAACCACUCUAGUAAAGUGGAAGCUACUGAGUCUCAAAUGGAUGUUCCACCUAAAAAGUAUGCAUGAGCAAAAUGCUGGUGGUCAUCUGAACAUAAAUAGGCUCAGAGUAAGGUAUAACACAUGCUUUAACACUGUUAUCAUAUAUUGCAUGUCACGGACCUCACAGGUGAAGGCUGAAGCAGUGGGGAACGGGGUGGCUGGGAGGUCGUGGACCCUCGAUGCUCAGCUGCAGCUCCCUCCUCUUGGACUUCCCUUCUCCCUUUGCAGCCAAACAUGAAGAUUUCUUCAAUAAGCCAGAAAUAUCACUUGUACUUGCAUAUGGAAAAUCACAUUAUUAAAGGGCUGCUUCACUACAAA